Molecule: messenger RNA, 10120 nt
Organism: Notothenia coriiceps (black rockcod)
Lineage: Eukaryota; Metazoa; Chordata; Actinopteri; Perciformes; Nototheniidae
Gene: prr12a
Product: proline rich 12a
Exons: 15
Coding region: 1257-8921 (2554 amino acids)
Source: RefSeq, a predicted model, not a curated record
AGGAAAAUCCCCAGUAUUUGCAUUCCACUGAUUACAUGAAACUGCAGCCUACUUAAGCAUCGGACUUGAGGCAGGAAAUGCUUCUGUCUCUCAAAACAGGCUCCACAUUUCGGAUGUAAAUUUGAAAAGCGGUUGCUGAAGGCCCAUAUAAAUCUGGUUAUCACUGGAAAUACUUUUGCACUCGAACGCGUCUCAGCCAAUCGCAGCGAUCAAGACAGACAGCUGACUAUUUUUGUUCGUGUAAAAUGCAGUCUAAAUUAAUAUUUGGCCUCUUAAUAAGAUGAAAAUCUGGAAUAGCAUGCAGGGCUGCUUGGCAGAGUGAAUGGAGGUCACCGCAGACAUUGAGUGAGUCUCAGCGGUGAGACACAGAGGGGGAGAGGGAGGACGGACAGCGGCCAGCCGCCUUCAAAAAUGGCGUCUCCGGAGGAAAAUGAGUAAAAAAUAUUAAAACGCGGCCUGUUUUCUUUAUACUUCCUCGUUCGGUAUUGGUGUUUUUUCGCACUUUGUUUUUAUUUUACCCCGUGUUUGCAAACUCGUCGUCGCUUUUACUUGAAUUGGGUAAAGAAAGCAGAAAUCAGGGGAGCGAGUAUUUGGGGAAAUAAAGGCAGCCCUGUUUUAUUUUUGAUGCGUCGUUAGUGACAGCUAGCAUCUGCUGCUAACCCACAGCUCUGCUCCGGAGGGGGGUGGGAACGAUUUGCAUUCAAAGGAGAAAAGAAAAAGGAUUUUGCAAUUGUGGGGAUUUCUUUUUGCUCGUCGGUGGGGAGUGAUUGCUACCAACGUGGCCCCGUCGAUUGCAAUCCUUUUUUCUUCUGGUGCUAGCAUCGUAGCAAGGACUAGCCUAAAGAAAGGGGAGGAGAGACGGUGAAAAGGACGCAUUCAAAUCAAAUGUUUAUCAGCGAUUCAUCCACCACCGGCCAAAUCCGCGGCAUCUCCAUCAUGACCAUGACUGAAUUUGGACUAAAUCUGCAUUCGUGGAAAUGAUAAAUGUGAAAGGCGACAGAAAAGGAGAAAGACUGGCUUUUUUUGGAGGUGGUUGGAUUAUAACCCCGUAGACCCCCCUCUUUUUUCAUCCAGCUUUCUCCUCCUCCCCUCCAUUUCUCUUUCAAUAUGCUGUUUUCCACUCCUGAGGACUUGCUUAUGAAACCGGGGAAAAUAGCCUGAAACCGACAACGGGAAAGACUGGAUUUUUUUCCGUAAUCUGCGGUGCGACGUUCUCGUCGCUUUCGUCCUCAUCGCACUCAUUGUACAGCUCAUAAAUGGAUAGAAAUUACCCGGGAACAGGGUUUGGUGAUUUGGGCGCAGGAGCAGGAUGGAGUUACGAGAGAUCGGCAAAAGCAAGUCUUGUGUAUGGGAGCUCCAGAUCAUCCCACCCUGAGGCUGAGCUCCUUCACCGACAAGCCUACGCCACCCCACACCCUCUGCAGGGCUAUGCCACCAAUCACCACCCAGGGAGCACCGGCCAAGGCGGAGCUUGGGGAGCAGCUGGACGGAGUUUGGGUCUGUCAGGGCUCUUCGACACUGGCCUGCACCAUGCCAGCCCCUCUGCCCCCGAUGCCUCCGUCAUGAAUCUGAUCUCAGCCCUGGAGUCUCGGGGUCCCCAGCCUCCGCCCUCCGCCUCCUCCCUUCUUUCGCAGUUCCGCACGCCAUCCUGGCAGACAGCAAUGCACACACCUGCCCCUCCUGAACUCUUCAUCUCUGGAGCGCUUCCUGGCUCUGGCUCCUUCCCCUCGGCCUCAGCUCUCUCAGCCUAUCAGCAUCCAGCAUCCUUCUCCAGUCGCCCCUUCCCUACAGGCUCCCUUUCCCUCCAGGACACGCCCACAUUUAGUCCCACAUCCAAUGGCCUGCUCUCCCCACACGACCCCUUACUACACAUCAAGGCCCCUUCCCAGUCCAGCCUGGGGUUUGAUAGACUCCUGACAUCGCAGGGCGCCGCAGCAGCUGCCUAUCGGGGCAGCCAGGAUCCCACGAGUGUCACAUCAGCCCAGGCGUCCUCUGCCAGGCACCUGCAGUCACACCAGUUCAACCUGCUGUCAUCACAGCUCCAGGACCAAUCGUCCCAGCUGUACAAUGCAUCAGUGUUUUCCUCAGCGCAGCCUCAGUCCAAUUCGGCUCAGGAACGGGCUGUUCCCCGACAGGACAGCGUUAUCAAGCACUACCAGCGGCCAACGCCGGCUCAGUCCCAGCUCUCAUCCUCUGCGGCCCACUCCCUUCAGCACUACCUCAGCUGUGGAGGCGCCGGGUACCAGCAGAUUGCCCCCCACCACAGGCACGCUGGCCUUUCCUGCAGCCCAUUGGGUGACCAGAGCCCCUCAUCUGACCACAAGCCCCCCCCUCGCACUGAUCAGUAUCGGCCAAUCAUCCAGCCGCCCUAUUCUUCAUCCUCCCCCUCUUCGUCUUCUUCCUCCGCUGGGAAAGGUACCAAAAGCAGCUCCAGCAGCGGUUAUUCUUCUGCCAGUUCAGCAUCCUCCUCUAGGACUCCCCACACACCCCCCUCUGCUUCCUCUACAUCCUCUUCCUCCUCCUCUUCUUCUGCCACCUCUGGGGCUCAUCCUUCCAAUUCCAUCCCUGCAUCCAGCUCCAGCGCAGCCCCUUCCAGGCAGCAGCCCCCACCUCAGCCCGCUCCUCCUCCCCCAGCCCCGCAGCAGCCCCCUUCCACAUCUUCGUCAGCCCCCCAGUCUCUCCCCAAAUCCUGCCUCUCAGGCUACGGUUCGCCCGUGCCUCCAGUGAAGACUCCCACCUCUUCUCUUACUGGUCAGACCCCACCCCAACAACAGACACAGUCAUAUUCUCCUAAUCAGCCCCCUCCUUCUCACCUGGCUCAGUCUUACGGAGGCUUCAGUUCACCACAAGCCCAAGACCUGAGCUCUGGUACGGGCGGAAAAGGCUAUGGGAGUCUUGGAGGGCGAAGCCAGUCUUACCCCACUGAUAUAUAUGGAACUGACUCCGCUUAUGGAUCUCUUCCAUCCUCUCUGGGCGGAGCUGGGAGCCCAUCACUAGGCUACGGAGCCCCAGGUCACUCCCCUGCCCUUUUAAGGUCAAGCGGUUCAUCAGGCAGCGGAGCAUCUGCAGGAGGAGGCAGCAGUGGCACAGGAGGUGGGAACUCUGGCUCGGGAGGAGGAGCGGGAAAUAGUAUGAGCAAUGAGAGAGGUGGAGGUGGCAGUGUUGGAGGGUCUUAUCACCUUCCAGACUCAAGCCCCUCCCCAUCAGGCAACUCAGGCAUCGUCCGUCCAGGGUUGCACUCCCCAGUGCCCACCUGUCCCACACAAUCUCCGGGAGGCGCAGGCUCUAAUAAAUACAUCUCCUCAGUUCUCUCCCCCACCUUCCUCGCCUCCCCGCAGGGUUACCCCGACACCAGAGGCCCCAGCUCCCAACCUCAGUCCUACCAUUCCACCUCUUCCAAAACAAAGGCAGACACCUCCAUGCUUGGAGUGGGCUCUCAGAGAUCCCAAGAGGAAGUGGACGACGACGACGAGUUCUUGAUCCAGCACCUGCUGCAGGCGCAGGCAAGUCCCGCUCCCCAGGGUGGGCAUCACCAUCCUCAACAACAACCCCAACAGACGUCCCAACAAACGCAGUCCCAGCCCCAGUCAGGGCCCUCGGACACUGAUUCAGGCAAAGGGCUGGCCUACGACAUGGGUAAGAGCUCUGAGGAGAGGUACCACCCCCAGAGUGUCAUCCGUACCCACAGUGCCACAUCUGCUGGUAAUGCAGGGUCUGCAGGGUCCAUCUCAGGGCUGGAGAGCCAGCUGGAAAUGUCACUAAAGAAACAACAACAAGAACAACAACAGCAACAACACCAACAACAACACCACCAUCACCAACAGCAGCAGCAGAGAAACGAAAGGUCUGUUGGAAGCAGCAGAAACAGUGGAGGGAGGGGCAGCGCUGAACAAGUGCACUCCCAUCUCCAUCACCAUGACAACCUAGGCUCGGUAGUCCACUACGGGCGAGGAGAUCCAUACAGCCAACACCCCCUUGCACCCCAACUCUCCUCACAUAGUCAGCUCGUUUCCUCGCACUCGCAGAUCCCGUCCCACUCCCAGAUGGAGCUCCAGAAGAAGCCGCAGGAGCGCGCUGAGAUUCCUUAUCCGCGGAAAACGCCGGAAAUCCAGCAACAGCAUUCCCAAGCUGCCGCCUCCCUCAUGGACUCUCCCACCGACCCAUCCCGUCAGCCGCCCCACCUGCUCCAGUCGGUGCUGUCCCACACCACCCGCAACAAACUGGAGCCUCAUCAGCAGCAGCACCACAAGAUGGAUUCUCACCAACAACACCAACAGCAGCACCACAAGAUGGACUCGCAUCGGCAACACCAACAGCACCACAAAAUGGACUCUCAUUCCCAACAGCAGCAGCACUCCAUCAGCCAACAGCAGGCUGUGAUGGAAGGUGGCGGCGGGACGCUCGGCUCGAGUAAACACCAGGCUCAGUCUCAGUCCACCCAGCUCCAGCUCCAGCUCCAGUCACAGGCCAUGGAGGUGGCGGCGGCUCACUACAACCACGGGCCCCCGACACAUCAGCACGAUCCGAGCCAGGUCAAACAGAGCUCGGUGGUGUCUUCCUUGGACAUGCUGGAGCGUUCUCUUUCUCAGACCUCAAGCACGGACGUAGCCGUUGCAGAAGACAGACGCGGCGGGGGAAGGAGCGGAGGGAGCAGCGAUCGCCACAGACAGCAGCAGGAGCAGAGGCAGCACCCGUCCCACCAUCUCUCGCAGCAACACUCAGCCUCCGAGCUCCACUCCUUCCUCUCCGAGCCAGACAUGGGCUUAUCCACCCCGCCUCACAUGCACCACCUCUCACAGCACCACGCGCAGCAGCAACAGCAGCACCCCGGCUCCCAACACCAACAAACCCACUCCCACCACCCUCACUCUCAACACCAUAUACCCUCACAGUCAGCCUCAGGCCACUCCCAGUCUCAGUCUGACCCCCAGCAGCCCCUCUCUUCCCAGCUCACCCCCCAGCAGAGCCAGCUGGACCAGCAGCGCUCCGAGCAGCACCAGUUUGACAACGUCAGCCCAGUGGAGAAGGCAGACCAGAAUCAGCAGAGUAACCGCUUCGUCCCCCUCACUUCCAUCUGCUUCCCGGACUCUCUCCUUCAGGAUGAGGACCGCUCCUUUUUCCCGGGAAUGGAAGACAUGUUCUGUGCAGAAGACUACAAGUCGAGCUGUGCCGGAGGUGCUGGGCCGGGACAGGAGGAGAUGAACGACAGCCACACCGGGCAAGAGGGAAUGGAUUCAAUGAAAGGUGGACAAGGCGGAGGUGGAGCAGGUGGAAGUGGAGGAGGUAGCUACGAUAUGAUGGGUCACCAUGGUGGAGAUCAGGGUUACGAACCCUACUGUCACGGCCUGGAAGAGCCCAGCAACAACACCAUGACUCUGGAUCUGGACUCCCUUAAAACCCACGAGCUCCCUUCCACUGUGAACACGGAACAGCUGGGGUUGAUACAGUCCCAGGGCCCAGCUAUGGGUAUGGGCUCCAACCCGGCUGGUCCCAACAACCCUGGAGCUAAAAUGUCCUCUGGGCCCGGAGGACCCAGCCAAGGCACUGGUUCCGGAGGCCUCCAAUCUCCUAUUUUCUGCUCCUCUCGUCCCAAGAAGCUCCUCAAGUCGAGCUCCUUCCAUCUGUUAAAGGAGCGGCGGGACCCCAACACACUGCCUAAGAAAAGUUACGCUCAAGAAUACGAGUUUGAAGACGAUGAGGAUAAAGCCGACCAGCCGGCUGACAUCCGGUUGAACAGCCGGAGGCUCCCGGAUCUGCUGCCAGACUUGGUGUCGAGCUGCAGAAAGGGAGGAGGGGGAGGCUCUCUCAGCCCUUUGAUGGGUGACAUCGACUUCUACCACGCCUCUGGAUACUCCUCGAUGGGGUCACACUCUCUUAUGCCUCAGGAAGGACCCAAGAAGAGGGGCCGAAAGCCUACUAGACCCAAGAGAGAUGGACCACCGAGACCAAGAGGCAGGCCACGCAUCCGCCCGAUGCCCGAGCCUUACACUCCACGGGGGAUGAUGGGAGAAAUGGCUCCGACAACUCCAGGAGCGGGAUUCACUGUAGAGGGCCGAGGUAGGGGUAGAGGCCGCGGAAGCCGAGGUAGGGGACAGAGGAGGGAGGAUAUGUACAUGGAAAUGAGCGGGAAGGAGCAGGAUCAGAUGCAACAACAACAACUCCAGCCGCAGCAGCUCCAGCAGCAGAUGCACGAGCCCAUUCCUCCUCUGAAGAUCAAGUUACCCAUUGGUACCCUGUCCUCCUCCGAUGCCUUGCUGAGGACGGACUCUCUGUCCGGCACGGACCCCGCUCUGUCGGACGGCUCGGUGGGCUCCGCUCCCUCUCUGGGUUUGAGUCCUGGACCCCCCUGCAGCACGGAAAGCAACAGAAGUCAUGACAAGAACAAGCAGAAAAGCCAGAUGAUGAGUGAAGGAGUGGACGAUGAGGGACUGGAGGAAAGGGGUGAUGAGAAGGACUCUGAUUCCAAGGCCGGCUUUGUCGCUUCAUUCUUGGACUUCCUCAAGACGGGGAAGAGACCUCCAGGCUUGGACAUCUCCCCAGGAAUGGAGCAUGACAACGGAGAAACGUCCCCCUUUAAAUCGGGAGGUCUGCGCCAGUUGUCUCCUGGACCUCCUCCGCCGCCGCUGCCUCCCUUUGGGGACAGUGAAGGGAACGGGGGCCUGACUCUGGGCAACUGCCACAGCCCCAAGCGCUUAGAGGACGAGCUGAAGAGGAACCUGGAGACGCUGCCGUCCUUCUCCUCCGACGAAGAGGACUCCGUGGGGAAGAACCAGGACCUCCAGAAGAGCAUCUCCUCGGCCAUCUCCGCUCUGUACGACACCCCUCAACUGACCUCCAACAUGCAGAGCCCUCUCCCUCCGUCCCCUCCCCAGCCUCAGUCCCAGGCCACCCCGUCCCCGCUCACUCCCUCGCUGCAGCCCCCCACGCUCAGCCCUCAGCCCGCCAUGCACACCCCCCACGACCUGCCCCGGUCCAACGAGCCUGACGUCCUCCAGCUAGAAGACGACAGAGAUAUGGAUGAGAACAAAGAGGAGGGAGAGCAGAGGAGCGCGGGAGGAGAUGAAGAGAGGGACAUGACGGAGGAGAGAGAGCCACAGCUGGAGACCCUGGGAGCCCCGAGUCUAGAUGCGCUGCUCCCCGAGCUUCCUUCAGAGCCAGAAUCUCCUGAAGCUCCCUCCAUCCCUCCUUCUCCCGCCUCCUCAUGUUCUCCCUCUCACUCCCCCUUACCCCCCCUCUCACUCCCCUCACCCAUGCCCCAAGCUGAGGAGGAACAACAGGAGAACUCCCAGCCUCUGAGCCCUGUUGCUCCCACUUCCCCAUCACCUCCCCCACAAGCUACCCUCUCUCAGCCUGCCGCUUCUCCCCCUCCCCCUCCUUCACUUCCUUCUCAUCCCGCUUCCCCUCCUCCCCCUUCUUCAGUCCAGAAGGAGUCUCCCAUGCCGUCUCCAGAAUCCCCCGCCUCUCCCGAAGAGGCCCCGGCUCCUAAAAUCACCUCCCUGCACCUCGCGCAGAAGCAGGAAGAUGCAGCCAUCGCCGGAGAGAGUGAGGAAGACGAGACUGAGAGUGGAGGGGAGGGCAUCUUCAGAGAGAGGGACGAGUUUGUGGUGCGGGUGGAGGACAUUCAAACUCUCAAGCUGGCCCUGCAAAUGGGCCGUGAGCCCCCACCCAUCUGGAGGGUGCAGAAAGCCCUGCUGCAGAAGUUCAGCCCGGAGAUCAAAGAUGGACAGAGACAGUUCUGCGCCACGAGCAACUAUCUUGGCUACUUCGGAGAUGCUAAGAGGCGGUACCAGCGAAUCUAUGUCAAGUUCCUGGAGAAUGUGAACAAGAAGGACUAUGUGCGAGUCUGCUCUCGGAGACCUUGGCGCAGAGCCACCCCGGCUCCCAGACGCCCGCCCCUCCCCAGAAUGGCGUCCCCUCCUACUGCCACCCAGGCGCCGCCCAAAGUGGAGAAAGAGGAGAGGGUGACUCCGCCGGUGCAGCGCGAACAGAGGGAGAAAACCCGGACCACGGCGGCAAAAGAGCUACGGGAGAAAAAGGAGGCUCCGGCUGCUGUGCCCAAAGCCAAGGAGAAAGAGAGGGAGCCCGAGAAGGAGAGGGAGAAGAGAGUCCAGCCGCAGCAGGACAAAGUGGAGAAACGUGCAGUGGCAGAACGAGGAAGAGCGAAGGAGGAGAAGAAGGUGGUGGAGAGGAAAGAGAAAGAAAAGGCUGAGCGACCUCCCAAGGCCAAGCCGACUAAAGUGAAGGCGGAGCCACCGCCCAAGAAGAGGAAGAAGUGGCUGAAGGAAAUACCUUCAUCAUCGGACUCGGACUCAUCGGAGGAGGCGGCCAGCGAGAAUGAAAUGCCAGUGAAAGGCGGAGUGAACAACCGGGCCAUGAGGGAGAUGUUCAGGAGCUACGUGGAGAUGCUGGUCAGCACGGCGCUGGACCCCGACAUGAUCCAAGCCCUGGAGGACACUGACGAUGAGCUGUACCUCCCGCCGAUGAGGAAGAUCGACAGCAUCAUCAGCGAACAGAAGAGGCGGUUGUUGAGGAGAGUCAGCAUGAGCUCUCAGCACCAGGAGUUCCUGCAUGCGUACCCCCAAAUCCUGGUUGACCCCCUGGACUCGGGGCUGGUGAGGGUGCGGCUCAGCGGGGAUGCUUACAACCGCAAGACCCUCAACAGAGUCAAAAAGACCCUGCCUAAACCACAGGACCUUAAACUGUCAGGGGAGACGCAUCGUAUCUACAGUCUCUUCCACUCCCUGCAUCACUAUAAAUACCACACCUUCUUACAGUGCAAGAAAGAGACCAACAGCAUCGAGCAGGCGACGGAGGACCCCGGCCAGGAGGAGGUGGUGCAGCAGUGCAUGGCCAACCAGAGCUGGCUGGACUCCCUCUUCAGCUCCUUCAUCGAGCUGCUCACGCUCAGCACCAAAGCCUGAGUCCUCACAAAGAGAGAGACAGAAUGGAUUAAAAAAAAAAAACUAAAUGAAGAUACGAGAAGAGAUGGAUCCCACUGUACAGCCCCCCCUCCCUCUUCAAAUCUCUAAGAUGCGAGGAUGAAUUUUUAAGAACCCUCGACGGACACAAUGGGUCUGUUCAUGUGACCUCGGACACUGGCCUCUGUUCUUUUAUCUUGUUGUUGAUCACUGACUAAAGAGAUGUCUUACUUGGUGAGAAGGCGGGACCCCGUCGGAUUAAAGGUCACCGGCGGGGUCGAGAGGGAAUUGCUUAAAAAAGGGAGCGCCGCGAAGAGGAGCAGAAACGCCAAGUCACCGGAGGAGCCACUGAGAUGUUAACUUUGUGUCAUGAAGACAAUAGUUCAAAGAGAAACUAUUACCACUUAGUUUUUACAUAAAUUAUUUUUUUGAAGACUAACAUCAGCUGUUGGCUUUUGAAGAGAGUGGAAGCGGGUGAGAAGGCUUUUUAAACUGCGUGCAGAGUUUGCCGGGAGCAGCGUGAACAUGAGACUCGUCCGCGAAUGGAAACAUGAAAUGUGUUAAUAAACGCUCUCGCUCUCUCUCUCUCAUCUACGUGAAGGGCGGCCCCAGUCAGCUGUGUGAUAAUAUAUAAACACAUUUUUAUUAUUUAUAUGAGGAGGUUUUUAACUUAAACUCUCACAAGCGCUGGGUUGCUGCCCUAACAUUUUAAAAACCUUUUUAUUUUCCACAGAAUCAGUAUACAGUCAGUAACCCACAUAUCCGAGCCGUCUUCCCCUCUAUACAAAAGAAACAGACGUCGAGACAGAAAUAUUGUAUCAAAUACAGUGGGUGUAAAAUAAUGAGGAAAAAAAAGUAAGAAAAAAAGAUAACGGGGAAACUUUAUUUGAAACUUAACAUUGUUGUGCUUCAGUUCAAUCAUCAUCAGUCAUGCAGGUGCAAAGAAAAAGAAGUAAACUAUCCAUUUCCCAUGUGGGAAGAAGGAGUAUAAAUAAGUAAUAUUUAAAGAGGAAAUAGUCAUUUCAUUUUUAUCAUUUUGAUGUUUGUGCAUACUAUGACUUAUUUUGAAAACAAUCUAAUUUUCCAUAAAAAAAGGAAAAAAAAGGCGUGUAAAUAUUGUACAGUUCUUGAUGAAAUUCUUUGUCCUUCUGUACAUUAACUCUCCUGUAUUUGAGAAACAAAUAAAAUCUGCAAAGAACAAA